This is a messenger RNA of Racocetra fulgida, 723 nucleotides long. The record is from the annotation of a GenBank genome assembly. NCBI's taxonomy places the organism in Eukaryota, Fungi, Glomeromycota, Glomeromycetes, Diversisporales, Gigasporaceae.
AUGGCAAAUCCUCAAAACUAUUUAACUGAAGUAAAUUUAAAGUUAAAUGAGGACAGCUUUCAAGCACAAAAUCAAAUAAACAAUAGUCAUCCAAUUAACAUGGGCCAUUUUUCAACGCCAUCGGAUCCUCCACCACCGUUUCCCGGAUCUAGUCCACCACAAUUUAUGUCUUCACAACAAUCAUUUCCCGGAUCUGGUCCAUCACAAUUUAUGUCCUCACAACAACCGUUUCCCGGAUCUGGUCCACCACAAUUUAUGUCCUCACAACAACCGUUUCCCGGAUCUGGUCCACCACAAUUUCAGUCCUCACAACAACAAGGUUUCUCAAACCAACCUUCGCAACAACAAAUGUCCUCAAUACCACAAUCUUUCAAUCAGUUUCCACAAGGACAGCAACAAUACUUCCAGCAGGUUAAUCAAGGUCAAUAUUCACAAAAGCAGCAACCACACACGUAUCAACAAGCAAACAUGGGAUUCUCUCCUACUCAGCAACAAAUGAGAAACGUUUCAAACCAACAACAGACAAGCGCUUUACCUCAUGAACAAGUCAUUUAUGUAGAGCAACCUCCUCCUCCUUCUGUGAUGGUAAUGAAUCCGAAUCAGGAUCAAAAUCCGGGAAUUGUUAGCAUUUCUUCUCAUACACCAGUAAUAGUAACAUGUCCGUAUUGUAAUAAUAUCGUAAUUACGUCGGUAACUAAAACUAUCGGAUCACCUGCAUGGUAA